Monopterus albus (swamp eel) is the source of this 2677-nucleotide messenger RNA. RefSeq names its product transmembrane protein 158 (gene tmem158). Lineage: Eukaryota; Metazoa; Chordata; Actinopteri; Synbranchiformes; Synbranchidae. The transcript has a single exon. The record is from RefSeq and is a predicted model, not a curated record. The coding region runs from base 989 to 1678 and encodes 229 amino acids.
AGAGGAAGGGGGAGCUGGGCAAACCUGACACAAAGCUCCAAAUGUAUAUGGUUAGAUAUUCUAAAAUGUAUUCAAAUGUGCAUUUCUGUCAGCAGAACCUGGUUUAUAUCUCUUCCUUUACAUCUCACAUUUCCGAUUGUGGACACUGGGGACAUAUCCUAUGGUCUUUUAGCAAGAGAAAGUUUUACCCUUAAACAAGAGUGUACAGCUAUACUGGUGGUUUUGAGCUAAAUGUUGAGCAUUGCCACUGUAACAUACUCACAAAGACAAUGCUUGUGGUGUUAAGUGGAUGUGUUUGCUGUAGAGGAGGGGGUACAUUUGGGUUAAUUGGGCCCCAGAAUUUCUGAAAUUCUGGCUGUGGUUCUGUUUACAUUAAAUUCUUAUGACUAUUAAGUUUAAUGUUGCUCGGCCUCAGAGGAGUAGCUUGGCCAGUAUGUUGCCAGGUAUAGUGACACACACCGAUGUCAGUCCGCGGAGUCAUAGAGGCAGACACACCAAGAUUGAAGUUUGGCCUCGAAUGAAUAAGUCCGUUUCGUUUCAUUCAACAAAUAAAGUUGUGUUCAACACGCCAACGACAGGACUGUGGAUUGGAAGGCGUAGGUUGAACUGGGCGCUUCUGUCCCUGCGCACUGGAGGCUCUCCCCUGACCACUCCUCUGUGUUGUGGUGCUCAGCUGCUCGCCUAAAGUGACACUGUGGGAGUGAAGCUCUGAGCUGUGAUGGAGGCAGCGCACAGUGCCACCGCUUCCCUUGUAAAGCGAUUUGGAGAACUAGUCAGAAUAAAAUUAUCCAAAGGGAGGGGGGAUGCGCGCAUGUGAUAGGCUUUGGACGUUUCCAUUUACACCAGUCGAGCAGGGAAUUGAAUCUCUCCAUCGGGAGCUGCAUUUUGAAAAAUCACUGGCGACUGGCUUUUUCACACUGUGCACGCCUCGUCCGUCGCCUGCGGAUCGUCAUAGCACCAUGCGAGCGGGAGAGACGCGCCCUGUGCCAUGCUGAACAACUGUCCGAUUCUCCUGCUGGCUCUGACCGCGGUGGCCGUACUUCUCCAGCGAUGUCAAGGCUGGAGCGACGAAGACCUCCUCCUUCCGCCCAUCAACUCCUCCAGCAGGUUCCUGGCCAACCUGGAGGUGGACGUGCGCGUCUCCAAGAGGUCUGUGGAGGAGAGCGACGCCUCCUCCUUGCAGACUCUGUCCCAGUGCAACGUGAGCGUCCACAGACUCCUGCCCACCUCAUUGGUGGCCCGCUGGGACAGCAGCUUCGGCUUCCAGUGUGAUGUGCUCCUCUACACCACCAACAACCACGGAAGGGCUUUUUUCUCCGCGUCUUUCAACAGGGCAUUCUCGCCUGUCGUCAUCGAGCACCUCGGGGUCACCGGGAUGCAGCAGGAGAUGCGGUUGUGCGUGGGCUGCGGGAUAUCCCGGUACCGGAGGUUGGGUCAGGGCAGGUCGAGGAGCCAGCAGACCGGGGAUCAGGUGACUUUCUGCUGCGUGGAUUUCAGCCUCGAUAAGCUGAAGGGGGACAAAAGUUGGAGGCUGAACAGGAAGCCCAUCGAGUCGACACUUGUGGCUUGUUUCAUGACUUUGGUCAUCAUCGUGUGGAGUGUUGCUGCUCUCAUAUGGCCAGUCCCGAUCAUUGCAGGGUUUCUGCCCAAUGGGAUGGAGCAGAGAAGACCGAGAUAACUGAAAUCAUUUUUAUCAUAGCCUGUGCUGCCUAUAUUAUAAUUGUAGCCAUUCAUCUAUUCACAAGAAUGAAAGGUUGAGGAGUACUGGGGAACCUUUGGAUCAAAUGCUUUAGUUUUGUGUUCUUUAGCCCUUAACGGGGAUGACAGAACACUUAACAGGCCGCCUCCUAUUAUGAGAACCAAGGUAAUGUAUGAAUACUUAUACUAGCCAAUAGUAAUCUAUACUGGGACCAACACGUGUUUUGUAUGCCCCUGUAGGCCUUCCUAUAGAUUCUGUCAACGUACUUUUGUCUUUAAACGGUGUUUGUAUAGUUUUUAAUCUUUCUAGAAAGUUUUUGCCUUAUCUCAUGUGUAGGACCUUUGCACUGAAAACUGAACUUUAACGUGUGCCAUCACAUAUAGGCUAUAACCUAUAGUCAUGUUCAAAGCUAAUGUAAUAGUUUUUCCAAUAUAUUCUGAAAUUUUGAUGUUGUUAAUGGGUGACAGAGGAUUUCAUUAUUUAUAUUGUUAGAUUUCUAAUGUAUAGUUCAAUAUACGUGCUUAUUUGUAUUCAUGAUUUAAAUGAAAUAAAAUGAUUACAGGCUAUAUCUCAGAUUGUUCUGGCAUUAGUUUACUUAAGACUCGUUUCAAGCAGCAUGUGAAUGGGAAAUACAAACCCAGCGGACUUUUCCCUGCAGGUCCAAAUGCUUCAUGACUGUGGUCAGAUUGUGUUGAAGCUGCUUUAGUGAGGCGUCGGUGUUACAAGCUGCUUCAAGGCUGUAGCUUGUGCUGCUGUGAACUGUUCUGCAAGUGUUUCUGCUAUUUAUCCGACCCUGUUUGGACAAAAUAAUAGAAACACUUCUCAGGAUAAUGCAAUGCAAUUCAACAGCAUAAGGUGCAGCCUCAAACAUGAUGCAGAGUCUUUGACAUAUGACCAUAAGGCUGAUGAUGCUUCUCUGAUUGUGUUCAGUAAAGUAGAUUGUGAACAUGUGCAGCAAGUUUCUCAUUUUCAUGUUGA